Molecule: messenger RNA, 1990 nt
Organism: Cricetulus griseus (Chinese hamster)
Lineage: Eukaryota; Metazoa; Chordata; Mammalia; Rodentia; Cricetidae
Source: RefSeq, a predicted model, not a curated record
AUGGUUGUGAACUUCACCUCAGGAGAGUGGGCUUUGUUGGAUUCAAGUCAGAAGAAGCUCUACAGAGAUGUGAUGAAGGAGACAUUUUUGAACCUGAUCUCCAUAGAAGAAGCAAUAGAAGAAAAUAUUGGAGAGAACUGCAAAGACCUCAGCAGAAACACACGAUCUCAAGCAAUUGAUAAAUACUAUAUAUGUACAUGUGAUCAUGAGUGUAAUAAAAACGGGAAAUCUAUUACAGAGAAUAUCAUCAGUAAAGACAUGCAUCCUGGAGAAAGAGUAUGUCAAAGCCCAUUGCAUGUAAGAAACAUCAUUGGUCAUUCAUCCCCACAUGGGUAUCUCAGAGAGCAAACUACAGGGAUACCAUCUGUUUGGAGGAAAGCCAUGGCCAAAGCUUUUACACAUCAGGAACAUUGGAAAGACAUCCAUCAUUCUGAAUCACUGCAGGUACUUGAGACAUCUCCCCAGGAGAAACCCUGUGAAAGUCAAGAAUAUAAGGAAGCCUGUAGGAGUCUCAGUUUGGAUCAGCCUCAGGAGAGAGCUCACCCUGGAGUUACACUCAAUGAAAAUGAGGUAACAGGAUACACAUUUGUUCAGAACAAUGAAGGAAUCCAUAAAGAAGUGAAACAGUUUGUAUGUAAGCUCUGUGAAGAAUCCUUCAUUGAGUCCAGUGACCUUUACAACCAUGAAAAUAGUCAUAUUGGACAGAAAAGGUACAAUUGCAGGCAAUGUGGCAAAACAUUUAAAUGCGCAAAAUAUUUUGAGAAUCAUAAAGUAAGUCAUACAAAAGAGACGCUUUAUGCUUGUAAGAAUUGUCAAAAAACCUUUACAUGCUCCAGUCAUCUGAAGGAACAUCUACGGAUUCACACUGGACAGAAGCCUUAUGCUUGUAGGCAUUGUGGGAAAGCAUUUACCACCUCCAGUAAUCUGAAAGUUCAUGAAAGGGUUCACACUGCAGUGAAGCCUUAUGCAUGUAAGCACUCUGGAAAAGCCUUCAGCCAGUCCAGUAAUCAUAAGACUCAUGAAAGGACUCACACUGGACAGAAGCCUUACUGUAGGCAUUGUGGGAAAGCCUUCAGUGACUUCAGUAGUCUGAAGAAUCAUGAAAGAAAGUACACUGGAGAGAAGCCUUAUGCAUGUAAGCAUUGUGGAAAACCCUUCAGCCUGUCCAGGAGUCUUAAGAUACAUGAAAGGAUUCACACUGGAGUGAAGCCUUAUUCAUGCAGGCAUUGUGGAAAACUCUUCAGUGACUCGAGUAGUCAUAAGAGACAUGAGAGAAAGCACACUGGAGAGAAGCCUUAUGCAUGCAGGCAUUGUGGGAAAGCCUUCACCCGGCCCAGUAGUCAAAAGAGACAUGAAAGAAAUCACGCUAGAUAGAAGCAUUAUGUAUGUAAACAUUAUGAAAAAUCCUUUGCCCCAUUUACAUCCAGAGUUGAAUGAAAAAAGUCAUGGGAUAGAAACAAAUUUUGUGUAAAACAUGUGGGAAACUAUUCAUUCAGUCUAGUGAUCUUUACAAUUGUGAAAAAGUUCACUCAAAAGACAGACAUUAUUCAUGUAAGCAUUUUACAAAAGCUUCGGUGACUCCAGUAGUCCCCACAGACAUGGAAGUGUCGCACCGGAGAGAAGUCUUAUUAUUUUAAGCAGUGUUGAGAAGCUUUCAGCCACUUUGGUGGUAAUAGCAGACAUGAUGUGCUUCACUCUAGUUAGCCUAAUGCUUGGUAGCAUUGUGGAAAAGCCCUCAAUAGUUCCAAUUGGCACAAGAGCACUAAAAAUGUUCACGUUGGAUAGAAAGCCUUUCUUUGUAAGUAUCUGGGAAACCAUUUCUUUGCUCUUGAGAUUUUAUCAAGGAUAAAAGACCUCACACUUGUGAAGAACCUUUUCAAUAUCCGCAUUGUGGAAAAGCUUUGGACACUUCAUGUUUUGUAACCCUCAUUCAAGAACUUACAUCAGAAAGGAGUUUAAUGUAAGUAUGCAUCUAAGUAUUGUGCCAAAG